CGGCACAGUUCCAAGAUGUAGUGGGCCUUCGCCAGCAACUAACACGUGGCUCUAGUAACCAGACGGAGCGUCAAUGGUGUCGUCGUUGGCUCUUAGAGCCUGGCUCUUUGCAAGUUGUGGAGGUGGCAUCAGGAGCAAGUUUCUCGAGUUCUCUGCUGAGUUUGGCGCAGCUGGUCCGCGAGUUAGGCUGCGUUGACGUUAAAGUAGCCCAAGGCGCAAUGGCAUUGCAAGCGGCUGUUGCACUUCUGACGACUGCACCUAUGGAAUUGCUGCUAGAUGGGAGACUUCGCGUGUUUCGAGCGCUGCCUAGUGGGACCUCAUCGAGAUUACCAAUCGGAGGAUGGUCAGUUGGUGAUUACUGCGCCACGCUCUCUCAUAACGGCCUAUCCAUCGACGUGCAUUUCUUCGCUUUCGACGAACGUGGUGGCAACAGUGGAGUAAGUUCGAAGAUGAACGUUCGCCGAGUCAGUCUCUCUUUAGCGCUGGAUGAUACGGAGACGAGGGACCAGUUCAUUAUUGUUCAAGGAAAUGUGUGCAGACCGAAGGACGAUGGGC
Molecule: messenger RNA, 555 nt
Organism: Phytophthora infestans T30-4
Lineage: Eukaryota; Oomycota; Peronosporomycetes; Peronosporales; Peronosporaceae
Exons: 1
Coding region: 74-196 (40 amino acids)
Source: RefSeq, a predicted model, not a curated record